Styela clava is the source of this 1282-nucleotide messenger RNA. The record is from RefSeq and is a predicted model, not a curated record. Lineage: Eukaryota; Metazoa; Chordata; Ascidiacea; Stolidobranchia; Styelidae.
CAAACAAAUGCAAAGAUGAUUUAAUAGAAUGGAACAACGCUGAGGAGAGCUUAUCUAAGUGCAUAAAUUACUGGAAACAGUUAGUUAUUCACAACAGAGGAAAAGAUAAAAUAACGGAUAAGUAUUUCAACAAAAUAGUUGAGAUGUACACGGAUGCUGAGAAUUGGUUUCUGGUUUCCUAUGUAUGUAUAGGACACGUUCUUUUUUAAUAUAAAAUAAUAUUAACAUUAAUAUUUUAAUAUCAAUGUUAAAGUUGCAAAGCAACUGUUCUAGCUUUUAUGAAUUUUAAACAAAAAUAGACGCAGUUUUUUUAUUCUUAUUUUAGAAAGAUAUUUCGCAGAAAGAACUUAGAGAUAAACGUGAGGACUUAGAAACAGUUGCUUCUAAAAUUUUAAAGAGUAUGCAAGAUGAGAAACAGAAACGUGAUCGAAAAAUAGUCAGAGAAGCCGAUGAAUGUCGAAUGUUUAUCAGUCGUGUCAGAUCCUUUGCUGUUUUUGGAGAACAACGAAACAAACUCACGUCAGAGGAUAUAAAGUCAAUAACAAGAAAAUGUAAUGAAUUAAAAGGAUGGCUUAGUUCAUACCCAAUUACUGAGGAUGAAAUAGAGAAACAAAGAACGGAAUUAAUAGAGUUUGUAGAAAGAUUGAGAAACCGAAUAAAAAAAGAACAACAAGGCACUAAUGAAAAGAAGCAAGCUGAAUUGAAACAAACGGAACUACUUUAAACAGCCAAAUCGUGAUUGUCUCCUUGAUCAAUUGACACAAAGAUUCAUUAUCGAAGAAGAAAAUAAAUAGAAGAAAAAGAUUCAAAAAUCAUUUGCAACAUAGCCGAUGAUGUGUUGCCCGGUGACGCCCCCACCGAAACAUAUGCCCCCGUGUUUAUAUAACUUAGAAUCUGAGUUUUAUUGUGGCUUUAAAUAAAGAUUUUUUCUGUUUUUUUUUUUUUUAAUUUUUAUUAUGUAUAUUCAUGCUUGCAUUAUACCCCCAAAUUUUUAAAACCCAUAAUUAAAAUUGAGAAUUUCGUAAUCGUACAAUUUACAGCAAAUUAGGAUGUAUAGAUUUAGAAUGACUUUGUUUCAGGUAAUUAGUCGUACCUAAUUUUUGAAUUUUGUAAAUUUCUUGUUUUUGUUUGAAUACCCCAUGCUUUUUUAGAUUAUUAACAUUAAAUUAGUUUGCGUAAUCUGGUUACUAAAAAAGUUAGGAGGGUUUUAUCGUAAUAUUGAAGUUGAAGUAACAUAGCUUAGAAUAGAACAACAAUGUCUUGAUAUCAUCAAUAAACAUAU